AUGCCUCGAUCCUCAUAUGCACCAACUCUCCUGGCUCUCCUUCUGGCCGCACUGCCCUCCACACAAGCCGCUCCCUUAUCACACCUGUACAAGCGAGAAAUCAGCACCGGCGCCAAAGCCGGCCUGGGCGUCGGCAUCGCCGUCAUCGCGAUCAUCCUCAUCGGCCUCAUCGCCUUCUUCGUCAUCCAUUUCCGCCGCCGCGCCCACCUGGCCACCAUCAACCAAGAACGCGCCAUCCUCGCGGGCGAGAAGAAUCAAGACGGCACAGACAAGCCCGACAAGUUCGCCCCGCCCCCUACCACCAACUCGGGCAUGCCUCGACGGAACAAGUCAGUCAAGGAUCGGCUCAUGGGGCCCCUGUACCGGGGCAGCACCAUUGACCUGAUGCCCAUCCCCAAGCCGGCCUUCAACCCCAAUCGAAGCAGCACCAUGACCACGCAGAGCGGCGACGCGGCUUUCCUGUCCAAACCCUGGGCCGGGGGUGAGAGCUCGCCAAGACCCAGCUUCAGCAGCAAGCGUGCGACCAGAAUGAUGAUGAUGAUGUAG
Messenger RNA from Cladophialophora yegresii CBS 114405, 546 nucleotides. RefSeq lists its product as uncharacterized. The transcript has a single exon. The record is from RefSeq and is a predicted model, not a curated record. Bases 1 to 546 code for a protein of 181 amino acids. NCBI's taxonomy places the organism in Eukaryota, Fungi, Ascomycota, Eurotiomycetes, Chaetothyriales, Herpotrichiellaceae.